CGCGCUGCCCACACCUGCAGGAGGCGAAGGAGGGAGAUUUAUCGUUUUGUGAUCCCGUAAGAACAGCGGCCGGGAGUGUGUCUCGUCGUCGUUCCUUGAAGAUGUUGUUCCUCGCCCUCUUGCUCCUGGCGGCUGCGACGACCCACGACGCAUGCGCACUGAAGGGGCCGCCCUUGGAGAGGCCCUACAGAAUCCUCAUGCUUCUCCCCGUGUCCUCGUGGAGCCACAGACACGUCUUCGUGCCCGUUGCCGAGGCCCUGGCGAAUCGUGGGCAUCAGGUGGUGAUGCUGACCAAAUUCGCUCCCUCCCUCGCCCACCCGAACAUCACGGAGCUCACCUACUGGCGCUCCAUCUAUGAGGACCGCCUCGACUUCUUCGAGAUCAGGAAACACCCUCUGGUCUUCCUCGCUCGCUUCCGGUCCGAGCUGUCGUCGAUGGCGCGCGAUCUCUACAACGACACGACGGUCAUGGAACUCUACCGCGCCAGGAGGGACUUCGAUGUGGUGUUCGUCGAUGCGCUGUUCAAUGAGGCACUAUACGCCUUCACCCACGAGAUGCCCCUGAUCACCAUCUCGACCGUAGGGGACAAUUACCAGCACAGCGCCGUCAUGGGGAACUUCUACCACCCUGCUUACGUCCCUACGUUGCUGUGGGAUUUCGCCCGUCCUUGGCACCUCUAUGACAAGGUCUUCAAUGUGUUGUUUCAUGUCAUCAACGCCGGGUUUUGGAGAUUGCUUGUGGUGCCUGCAAUUGAGUACGAGGUCAAGAAGCACUUCCCAGACCUUCCUCCGCUGCUCGAGCUGGAGAGGAACCAGAGCCUCGCCUUCGUCAACUCCCACUUCAGCGUUGACUUGACCUUGCCUCUGCUGCCCUCCCAGGUCCAGAUCGGGGCCAUUCACUGCCAGCCUGCCAAGCCUCUUCCCCAAGACUUGGCAGGGUGGGUCCGCGGCGCCGGCGAGGCAGGGGUGGUGUACGUCAGCCUCGGCUCCAUGGCAAGGGGCGACUCCAUGCCUACCCACCACCGCGACCUCUUCGUCAGGGCCUUCGCGAAGAUGAAGCAAAGGGUCAUCUGGAAGUACGAGGGCGUGGUUCCAGGCGUGUCUGACAACGUGAUGGUGAGGAGGUGGCUUCCCCAGCAGGAUGUUCUCGCUCACCCAAACGUUAAGGUGUUCCUGUCUCACGGCGGCCUCCUGAGUCUGCAGGAGACGAUCUUCCACGCCACGCCCGUCCUGGCCCUUCCCAUCUUCGGAGACCAGCCCAAGGUCGCCGCCCUCAUCCAGAACGAAGGCUAUGGGCGCCGCCUGGAGUGGGAGGAGCUAACAGUCGACCUCCUGGUGGAGACCCUUCAGGAGAUCAUCAGCAACCCGAAGUACCUCGAGCGAGUGACCACAGCCUCCAGGACGCUUCGAGACCAGCCCGAGUCAGCCCAGGACCGCGCCGUCUACUGGACGGAGUACGUCAUUCGGCACGGCGGCGCCCCGCACCUCCGCUCCCCCGUCACCGAGCUCUCCUGGGCCGAGUUCCUGCUCCUCGACGUCCUCCUGGUGCUCGGGCUGGCGGCGAAGGGGGCCCACGUGCUCUACAGGGCCCUCUCGCGGCGGACGUGGCCUCUGCAGGGAAUCAAGUGGAAGCUGGACUGACGGCGACGCGGCUUGUGGGGUGAAUGCUGUCUGUCUGUCUGUGGUUUCCUGUUCUGUGUCUGUCUUGUGUUUCGUUUGCUGCCUGUCUGUCGUCCGACUUGUCUUGAGCUCUCACUACCUCCUCAUAUGCAUACACCAAAUGUUUAUAUUAAGUCGAUUUUAAGGUUAUUUCAUGCUGCAAACCAAAUAAAAGAUAGCAAAUCUACUUCCUAGGAUGGAAACGAAGAAUACAGUUUAGGUGUUCACAAUACCAUAAUUUAUAAAAAUCAAACUGUUGUAGGUAUUAUCAUUUACAUCAAAAAGCAAUCGCUUGUAGAGCCGUUUAAAUGCAUUAAUCUUUAAUAGGUUUACUGAAAUUUCACUUUGGAAAUGUAUUAGUGCAAAGUACAAUCUCUGACGUACAUACUGCCAAUGUUCUUAUACUUUUGGCAGUCGAAUAUAAAGCUUUAUAAUUUCAAAUGAUCUCUCCUAGUGUAACUGACAAAAAAAAAAAAAAAAAAAAAAAAAAAAAAAAAAAAAAAAAAAAAUCCUCUAAGACAAUGGUUUCUAACCUUUUUAUUCACAAACGACUUUAGAAAUUUUGCAUCUCGCCGUUUCAAAGUUACGAUAAAUCUCACUUGAAAUUUGAUCAUAGAGUACAAACAAAAUCUACACCUGAGCCUAAGACAGGAUUUGGAAAUGGGUUUAAUCCUUUAUUGGAAUGAUCAAACUGACUUACAGGAACAUAGGUAGACAUAAAAGAGUUGGACAUAGGUUUUAAUUCCUUAUAUAAUUAUGAUCAAGCUGCCUUAUAAGAUACCCAGAUGAAAAUAGUGAUGGCAGUAGGAUCUAAUUCUUUUAUUUAUGUUUAUCAGUUUGCCUUUUAUAGACGCAGGUAAAAAUUAUCGGCUGGUCAUAGGAAACACUGCUCUGAGAUAUAUAUAAAUCUUACGAGCUUAAAAGCAAAUAGAACUCAUUCAGUAAAAUAACAACGACAACGAACAGUUAAUUCACAGAUGUUUAUUGAAUCAUAAACAUAGUUGUGUUUUAUAUUUUUAUCUUAACUAUCAAGAGAAAAAAAGGAAAAAGGUUUGGAGAUGAUAACGAGCCUAAUGACAAAAAGACGCGGGAGAAGUAAAAUUGUCUCCUGAUUUAUGCUAUUGAAAACAAAACAAACAAAAAGAACUAAAUAAGUCGAAAAACAAUAUUUAAAAAUUCAGUUCAGUUGUCUUUUCCAAAAAAAAAAAAAAAAAACAAUAUAUGUAAAUAGUUUUUUACAUUUUCAAGUACGCAGUCAGUGAAUAAAUAAAUCAACAAAGCAUU
Messenger RNA from Penaeus chinensis, 2942 nucleotides. RefSeq names its product UDP-glycosyltransferase UGT5-like. The record is from RefSeq and is a predicted model, not a curated record. Gene Ontology annotation, molecular function: UDP-glycosyltransferase activity. Bases 102 to 1640 code for a protein of 512 amino acids. The transcript is spliced from 8 exons. Lineage: Eukaryota; Metazoa; Arthropoda; Malacostraca; Decapoda; Penaeidae.